This is a messenger RNA of Synchytrium microbalum, 3135 nucleotides long. It is a transcript of the gene GCV2, whose product is annotated as glycine dehydrogenase (aminomethyl-transferring). The transcript is spliced from 9 exons. NCBI's taxonomy places the organism in Eukaryota, Fungi, Chytridiomycota, Chytridiomycetes, Synchytriales, Synchytriaceae. Gene Ontology annotation, biological process: glycine decarboxylation via glycine cleavage system. The record is from RefSeq and is a predicted model, not a curated record. Gene Ontology annotation, molecular function: glycine dehydrogenase (decarboxylating) activity; pyridoxal phosphate binding; glycine binding. Gene Ontology annotation, cellular component: mitochondrion; glycine cleavage complex. Bases 1 to 3135 code for a protein of 1044 amino acids.
AUGUUACGACGUGUAGCAACUCGAACGGCAUCUCAUGUCAACCAUCUAAAUAGGCUCUCAUCUGCUGUAGCAUGCCAAUCGACGCGUACAUUUGCUCAUGCAACCACAUCAACCAAGGCUGCUGCAUCGGCCCAUCUGAUAAACGAUUCUCCUUCCCAUUCCAUAUCCUUCAAGUAUCCAAAACAUGCUGACUCGGUCUUCUCUCCUACCGAUACCUUUCCUCGUCGCCAUUUGGGUCCUUCUGAAUCAGAUGUCGCAAACAUGUUGUCCACCGUUGGUGUAAAGGACUUGGAGGAAUUGACGGCUCUGACCGUCCCUGCUGCAAUCCGUAUACAGAAUCCUACUCGUUUGGGACCUGCUCUGCCGGAAACUACGCUGUUGAGUCAGCUAAAGGCAAUCGCUGUCAAGAAUAAGGUGCUCAAGUCUUAUAUCGGUAUGGGAUAUACAAACACGACUGUUCCUCCCAUUAUAUUGAGGAAUAUCAUGGAAAAUCCACAGUGGUAUACUCAGGCAAGUUACACUCCAUACCAACCUGAAAUAUCUCAAGGUCGUCUGGAAUCCCUAAUCAACUAUCAAACCAUGGUCGCUGACAUGACUGGUCUUCCAAUUGCUAACGCGUCCUUGCUGGAUGAGGGCACCGCAGCUGCUGAAGCAAUGUUGAUGAGCUUUACGCAAUCACACCGUAAAAAACAUAUAUUCUUUGUUGACGCAAACUGUCAUCCUCAAACUAUUGCUUGUGUACAAACACGUGCUGAACCAUUUGGUAUCGAGGUCGUAGUAGGCUCGUUUACUGACUUUGAUGUAUCAAAGUAUGCUGAUACGCUUAUGGGUGUGCUUGUCCAAUAUCCAGCUACAGACGGCAGUAUAGUAGACUAUGAAGGAUUCGUCAAAGAGAUUCACAAUGUCGGAGGUCUAGUCACCGUCGCAUCAGACCUGUUGGCCCUAGCCCUACUAAAACCACCAGGAGAAUGGGGUGCUGAUAUGGUUUUAGGCAAUGCUCAACGAUUCGGUGUACCUCUAGGAUAUGGUGGUCCUCACGCUGCAUUCUUUGCUGUGAAAGAUGAGCACAAGCGAAAAAUGCCUGGUCGUCUUAUUGGUGUCUCAAAAGAUGUAGAUGGUAAACCAGCUUAUAGAUUGUCUCUACAAACUCGUGAACAGCAUAUUCGUCGUGAAAAGGCUACCAGUAAUAUUUGCACUGCCCAAGCCUUGUUGGCUAAUAUGUCGGCUAUGUACGCUGUUUAUCAUGGUCCUGAGGGCAUUCGAGAGAUUGCUCAACGUGUACGAAACCUGACAGUCAUACUCGCCGAAGGCAUCAAGGAACUGGGACACACCAUUAAAAACGAAGUCUACUUUGAUACCAUAACAAUCAAAUUAAAUGGUGCCACCGCUGAAGAAGUACUCGAAACUGGUGUCGAAGCUGGUAUAAAUCUUCGACACGUAGACACGGACCAUGUUGCCCUAACCUUGGAUGAAACCGUCACCAAGGAAGACCUCAUUGACAUACUAGACGUAUUUGCAUCCGCACCAUUCACCCAUCGCUUCAAAUUCGGAUAUAGAGCCAACUACCAUGCUGAUACUCCAGAUAUCGACGCCAUCGCAAGUAAAACAGGAUUGACGGCUUAUGAUGCCGUUGCAACACUACCUGCUAAGUUUGCUCGAACUAGUGCAUACCUCCAACAUCCAGUAUUUAAUUGCUACCAUUCCGAAACUGAAAUGUUGAGGUAUAUUUCACAUUUGCAGUCCAAGGAUUUGUCAUUGGCUAAUGCUAUGAUUCCAUUGGGAUCAUGUACAAUGAAGUUGAAUGCUACUACUGAAAUGAUUCCAGUUACUUGGCCAGAGUUUAGUAACAUACAUCCAUUUGUACCUGCUGAUCAAGCUGUUGGGUACAAGAUUCUUCUCGAUGAAUUGGACUAUGCUCUACAGGAAGCCACUGGAUUUGAUGCCAUAUCUUUACAACCUAAUAGUGGUGCCCAAGGAGAAUACGCUGGUCUACGAGCAAUUCGUGGCUACUUGCGUGCCAAGGGAGAAACCAACCGUGACAUAUGUCUUAUCCCCGUCUCAGCUCACGGAACCAACCCAGCUUCAGCCGUCAUGUGUGGCAUGAAGGUCGUCACCGUCAAAUGUGAUGAAUUGGGUAACUUGGAUCUCACAGAUCUAGAAGAAAAGGCCACCAAGCAUGGUAAAAACCUCGCUGCCAUCAUGGUUACCUAUCCAUCAACAUAUGGUGUCUUUGAAGAACACAUUAAAGAAGUUUGUGAAAUCAUUCACUCACAUGGUGGACAAGUGUAUAUGGAUGGAGCUAAUUUGAAUGCUCAGAUGGGCUUGUGUAAGCCUGGUGAAAUUGGUGCUGAUGUAUGUCAUUUAAAUUUGCACAAGACUUUCUGUAUUCCUCAUGGUGGUGGAGGACCUGGUAUGGGUCCUAUUGGAGUUAAGAAACAUCUAUCUCCAUUCUUGCCUGGACAUCCAAUUGUCAAGAUGGGAGCUGUGUCUGAAAACAUGGGUCCUGUAUCAGCUGCACCAUGGGGUUCAGCUAGUAUUCUUCCUAUAUCGUGGGCUUACCUCAAGAUGAUGGGUGACGAAGGUCUAAAACAAGCCACACAAAUGGCUUUAUUGAAUGCCAACUAUAUGGCUCGUCGAUUGGAUGGUCCAUACAAGAUUCUAUAUACCAACAAGAAUGGCAUGUGUGCCCAUGAAUUCAUUGUUGAUAUUCGACCAUUUGAAGCAUCUACUGGAAUUGCUGCUAUUGAUAUUGCCAAGCGAUUACAUGACUAUGGCUUCCAUUCCCCAACAAUGUCCUUCCCCGUCGCAGGCACCCUAAUGAUUGAACCAACAGAAUCUGAAUCCAAGAUAGAACUAGACCGAUUCUGUGAUGCCAUGCUACACAUCCGCCAAGAAAUCGCUGAUAUUGAAUCUGGUAAACAGCCCAAAGGAAACAAUGUGUUGACGAAUGCCCCACAUCCCAUCCAUGUCGUGUUGAGUGAUAAAUGGGAUCGACCGUAUAGUCGAGAGACCGCAGCAUACCCGAUGGCUGAUCUGAGGAAGAGGAAGUUCUGGCCUAGUACAUCCAGAGUUGAUGAUGCGUAUGGUGAUCGGAACUUGAUUUGUUCGUGUCCUCCGCUUGAAGACUACGAGUAA